AUGAGUGCAAGAGCCCUGCAUUAUGUCUUCAAAAUCGGCGAUAGGAAGGCUUCUUAUGAGUUCUUUACAAAAGUGUUGCAGAUGAAGGUUCUACGACACGAAGAAUUUGAAGAAGGCUGCAAAGCGUCUUGCAAUGGACCAUAUAAUGGGAAAUGGAGCAAAACAAUGGUUGGAUAUGGUUGUGAAGAUGAUCAUUUCGUUAUUGAAUUAACAUACAACUAUGAAAUCGGGUCUUAUACACUCGGUAACGACUACAUGGGUAUCUUCAUCGAAUCCGAUGAUCUGCACAAAGCUAUCGAAGGUCGAAAGGAUGCUAAGAAAUUGCCAUGUGGGAAGCUCCAGAUAACGGAUCCAGACGGUCACUGGUUCCUUAUAUGCCCUGGGAAAGGACCUCCAAAGGUGAUAAAAGUAGGUGUGCGAGUACAGGAUGUGAAGAAAAGUGUAGAUUAUUGGACGAAUCAACUUGGCAUGAAGAUCGUUGAAGAGAGGGAUGGUGGACGUGUAACCAUGAGUUACGGAGAGGGUCAGUGCCGUCUUGAAGUGCGUCAGCUCCUUGAAGGCACUAAACUAGACCGUGGCAGUGCUUAUGGACGAAUUGCUUUUGCUUAUCCGGAUGAAAAGUUGUCCGAAUUGCAAUCAAAAAUCAAAGCGGCAAAACUACCUAUCAUGAAGGAGCUGGUGACGCUGGACACACCUGGAAAAGCCAGCGUACAAGUCGUAAUUCUUCUUGAUCCUGAUAACCACGAGAUCUGCUUCGUCGGGGAUAAGGGAUUCCGUGAACUUAGUAAGGUGGACCCCAGAGCCGAUGAAUUAAUACGCAAAGAAAUUGAAAACGACAACAGCUCAUCCUGGUUCAAAGAUGGAAAGAAAAAAGUUUGA
Molecule: messenger RNA, 879 nt
Organism: Necator americanus (New World hookworm)
Lineage: Eukaryota; Metazoa; Nematoda; Chromadorea; Rhabditida; Ancylostomatidae
Exons: 9
Coding region: 1-879 (292 amino acids)
Source: RefSeq, a predicted model, not a curated record